UCGGAGAUCAAUUUGUCAAAUAUGCUAAAGUGGUAAAUCCACGAAAUGAUAUGGUCAGCAGAGAAGUUUUGCGCCACAAAGAAUUCGAAGACGUAGUUCAACUUACACGAAUACGUGAUCAUUUUAUUUUUAACGUUGAAUCUACUGGCAUUAUGGAUUCUGAAAAGAUUUUUAUUGAUUCUGUGCAUAUUCUACAAGCGAAAUGUAAGCGGCUUUUAGCCGCAUUAGAACAUAAAUUGAGAGAACAAGAAAGAGAUCGCGAUCAGAUGGAUAUGUACUAA
Molecule: messenger RNA, 281 nt
Organism: Dentiscutata heterogama
Lineage: Eukaryota; Fungi; Glomeromycota; Glomeromycetes; Diversisporales; Gigasporaceae
Source: the annotation of a GenBank genome assembly